Molecule: messenger RNA, 1554 nt
Organism: Penicillium lagena
Lineage: Eukaryota; Fungi; Ascomycota; Eurotiomycetes; Eurotiales; Aspergillaceae
Product: putative cyclopropane-fatty-acyl-phospholipid synthase
Exons: 3
Coding region: 1-1554 (517 amino acids)
Biological process (GO): cellular response to biotic stimulus
Source: RefSeq, a predicted model, not a curated record
AUGUCCUCCAUCCACCCGGAGUCCACCGAGGACUUCGAGUUCAUCGAAACCCCGGCUGCCCCCCAGCAGUCCAAGCCCGCCGUGGACUGCGGUGUGCCGACCACCUUAUACCCGGCCAUUAAGAAUGCCCCCGUCCCCGCCGACUCGCCGGGUAGCGACAGCUUCUCCAAUGGCUUGAUGAUCUUCCUCCUCAUCGUGGUGCCUUGGUUCCUGGCCCGCCAGGUCCGCGGAGGCCUGUACACCACCAUCUUCUUUGCUAUCUUCACCACGAUCCCAGUCCUGAUGGCCUUCUGGACCGUCUCCUCCACCAUCUCCCCGCGUAAGACCGAGAAGGCCAAGUACGCCGGCCGUCCCGUCGAGCACUACCUGCAAUUCCACAGCGAACAUGACCGUGCUACCUACCGUGGCAAGAGCAAGAUCCCCAUGGAGACUUUCUAUGAGAAGUACUUCAACGGCGAGGUCGACUUCAAGGGCGAUGCCCUUGAGUGCCUCGAGUACCGUCAUGACUGGGCCAACUUCCGCUUCACCAUGGGUCUGUUCAAGCACUUCCUAUUUGGCUUCAUUCCCGAGAUGCUGCUGCACACUCGUUCUCAAGAUGAGGAGCAGGUCCGUGAUCACUACGACCGCGGCGAUGACUUCUACGCCUGGUUCCUGGGCCCGCGCAUGAUCUACACCUCCGGUAUCAUUAGCGAUAUCAACAAGGAAGAGACCCUUGAGGAGCUGCAGGAUAACAAGCUGGCCGUUGUUUGCGAGAAGAUCGGCAUCCAGCCUGGCGACACCAUCCUCGACCUGGGCUGCGGCUGGGGUACGCUGGCCAAGUACGCCUCGGUCCACUACGGCGCCCACGUCACCGGUAUCACUCUCGGCCGCAACCAGACCGCAUGGGGUAACAACGGACUUCGCCGCGCCGGCAUCGAGGAUACGCAGAGCCGCAUUCUGUGCUCGGACUACCGCGACUCGCCCCGCGUCGACGGUGGCUACAAGAAGAUUACCUGUCUGGAGAUGGCGGAGCACGUUGGUGUGCGCCACUUCUCCUCGUUCCUGUCCCAGGUUUAUGACAUGCUCGACGACGACGGUGUUUUCUUCCUGCAGAUCGCUGGUCUGCGCAAGUCGUGGCAGUACGAGGACCUGAUUUGGGGACUGUUCAUGAACAAGUACGUCUUCCCCGGCGCCGACGCAUCCACCCCUCUUGGCUUUGUCGUCGACCGCCUCGAGGGCGCCGGCUUCGAGAUCAAGGCCGUCGACACCAUUGGCGUUCAUUACUCCGCCACCCUCUGGCGCUGGUACCGCAACUGGCUCGGCAACCGUGACAAGGUCGAGGCCAAGUACGGCAAGCGCUGGUUCCGCAUCUGGGAGUACUUCCUGGCUGCCUCCACCAUCACUUCCCGCCAGGGUGGUGCGACUUGCUGGCAGCUUACCCUCGUCAAGAACAUCAACUCGACCCACCGCAUUGAGGGCAUCAAGUCCCAGUUCGGUCUCACUGGUGCUCGCCAGGCUGCCAUUGACCGCGCCGGUGCUCUCCCCAGCGCACAUGUUGUCAAGAAGGAUUUGUAA